Molecule: messenger RNA, 807 nt
Organism: Neoarius graeffei (lesser salmon catfish)
Lineage: Eukaryota; Metazoa; Chordata; Actinopteri; Siluriformes; Ariidae
Exons: 2
Coding region: 12-746 (244 amino acids)
Source: RefSeq, a predicted model, not a curated record
GUCUGAACAAAAUGAAGGCACUCGUCCAGAAGUUUGUGCAGGACAAGCAGUUGGCAGGCGGCAUAUCUACUGGUGAUGUCAUAUCCCAGCAGUUUGACAAUGCCCUGCACAGUGAGGCCAAGGAAUUGGAGUUCCUGUCCUUCAGUCUUUCUGAGGGAUGCAGAGUGGAUGUGUUUUUGCAUCAGAAGUUGUCUCAGUCCUAUCCUGAUCUCUGGGCAUUCUGCAGGAAGUUGUUGCUCUUAUCCCAUGGCCAAGCUGAAGUUGAGCGUGGGUUUUCAACAAAUAAAGAAGUUGAAAUCUGCAACCUUUCGGAGGAGGGAAUGACUGCCCACAGACUCAUCUGCGAUCAUGUUCGGGUGUAUGGAGGUGACGUGACCAGAGUGCCUCUCACAAAGGAGAUGAUCACUUACUGUGCCACAGCAAGAACCAGAUAUCGAACAUACUUGGAGGAGGAAAGAAGCAAAAAGGAAGAAGAUGACCAGAGGAAGAAAAGAAAGAUGAUGGUCGAUGAGCUUGAGGAGCUGAAAAGAAAGAGAGUGGCAUUGGAGGGGGUAUGUGAUGGUCUACAAAAUGAAGCAGACCAGAUGGCUGACAAAGCAGAAAAUUCUGGUGGAACAAAAAUGGCAACUCUAAUAACAAAAUCCAACACACUCAGACGUCGAGCCAAAGAAAAAAGGGAGGAGUUGGUUGGCCUGAAGGCUGACAUUAAGGAGAAAUCUGAUGCACUGAGGCAGUUCGAUCAGUAGUCAAACUUCCUUGUUUCCUCACUGUUUAUGUUCAUGGCAGUACCCUACUAUUAAAAUAUCG